AUGAGUGUCCGAACCUUCAGCGCAUCAGUCCGGAUCGGGAACUGGAAUGAGGAUGUUUCCCUGGAUGAGGAUCUCUUGAAGGAUUUUUUUUAGAAAAAAGAGAAAAAGGGGAAUUGCUUUUGCAAAAGUCCAGUCAUUUCAAGAAAAAUGUUUUGCAAAAGGCGGAGCUUUCCAUCUCCAAGGACGGCUUUCUCCACUUUGGUGAUGCAGUUAUGCUGCUGAAUCCAGAGAACAGCGAGCAGUCAUUAAGUAACCCAUCCCCGGUAUGUGGGAACUACACCGUCUCAGCUAACCCAGAUGAUAGUGCUUUACAUUUAAAGAGCCACCUAACAGCACCGUGUGGCGUCAGUGGCAGCAGCAAUGUCAAGCCAUGUGCCAGGAAUGCUUUCAUUAUAACAAGUGUGGAUGGCAGUGGACAUGGGAAGCCUCUACAUUAUGGACAGAACUUUGCCUUAAGGACAACAGAUGGUUUCAUGGGACAUUUAUAUCUGACAAGUGACCAAAAAACAUUUCUAAAAAGCAGUAAGAAAUCUCAUUUGCAAGAAGUUAGCUUAACAGAUCAGCCAUCAUAUGAAACCUGCUGGCAGUUUGUCUAUUUGGAUCCACAAAUGAGAAUGGAACAUGAAGGAUUCCCUGUUCCAGCAAAUGCAAAACUCCUCAUUGUCCACAGCAAAACAAACAGAUGUCUCGCUGUUCUCAGGAAAUACAUCCUAUGGACUUUAUUUGGCAAGGAAUGUGAAGUCACUGCCCACACAUACUUAAAUGGUCACAAGGCUGAAGAAAAUGAAAAUCAUUGGAUCAUAGUUACGGGGAACCCAAGCGAUGACAUAAAUACCAUGUUUGAUAGACCUAAGCCACCCAGUGAAGAAAUGAAUAAAAACAAAUGUGUUCAUUAA
Molecule: messenger RNA, 896 nt
Organism: Staurois parvus
Lineage: Eukaryota; Metazoa; Chordata; Amphibia; Anura; Ranidae
Source: the annotation of a GenBank genome assembly